This is a messenger RNA of Schistosoma spindalis, 1898 nucleotides long. Lineage: Eukaryota; Metazoa; Platyhelminthes; Trematoda; Strigeidida; Schistosomatidae. The record is from the annotation of a GenBank genome assembly.
GUCCACUCACCAUCUUCUUAAACACCUGCGAUGUUGGUGAAGUUUAGUCACUAGUUUGUUUGGUGUAGUAAACCAGAUCUUUAUCAUAACUCAAGAUGGGUGAACUAGAUCAGCUGCGUCAGGAAACAGAACAGCUGAAAAGUCAAAUUAGAGAGGCACGGAGAGUUGCAGCUGAUACUACAUUACAACAGGCAACGGUUAAUGUGGAGUAUAUCAGUCGUACUCAGUUGCGCAGCAGACGGACAUUACGUGGACACUUGGCAAAAAUUUAUGCUAUGCAUUGGUGCUCAGAUUCCCGAAACUUAGUUUCAGCUUCUCAGGACGGCAAGUUAAUAGUGUGGGAUGGAUAUACUACCAACAAAGUUCAUGCCAUUCCUUUGAGGAGCAGUUGGGUCAUGACAUGCGCCUACUCUCCAUCCGGAAAUUAUGUAGCUUGUGGUGGUUUAGACAAUAUAUGCUCAAUUUAUAGCCUCAAGACUAGAGAAGGUAACGUUCGAGUUAGUCGAGAACUCCCUGGUCAUACUGGUUAUUUAUCAUGUUGUCGUUUCGUGAAUGAUAGUCAGAUAGUUACAACUUCAGGUGAUGGUACUUGCGCUCUUUGGGAUAUCGAGACAGGUCAACAAAUCGCCUCAUUUACAGGGCACACGGGCGAUGUAAUGAGCUUAAGUUUAGCACCUAAUCUCCAAACAUUUAUUUCGGGUGCAUGUGAUGCUUCUGCAAAGCUGUGGGAUUUAAGAGAUGGCCAAUGUAAGCAAACGUUUCCUGGCCAUGAAUCUGAUAUCAAUGCUAUUAUCUAUUUUCCGAACGGUAUGUCAUUCGCAACAGGUAGCGAUGAUGCUACUUGUCGCCUAUUUGAUAUACGUUCUGAUCAAGAAGUUGGAAUGUAUAGCCAUGAUAAUAUUAUAUGUGGUAUCACAAGUGUAGCUUUUAGCAAAAGUGGUCGACUUCUACUCGGUGGAUACGAUGAUUUUAACUGCAAUAUUUGGGACACAUUGAAACAGGAACGUUGUGGCGUCCUAGCGGGUCAUGAUAACCGCGUUUCCUGUCUCGGUGUUUCUGAAGAUGGAAUGGCAGUAUGUACGGGGUCGUGGGAUAGCUUUCUAAGAAUAUGGAAUUAAAUAACAUUUCGACGAAACAAUACUGGCACAACUGUUUCAAUAUAAAUACAACCAAUUGUCCACAAUUUCAACACAGUAUAAGUUCUUAUUUAUUUUCUUUGCAUAAACUUUCUUUCGCCUGUUAUUAAUGGUUUUGGGUGUAUUUUCCUGAAAUUAUCUACCUACAGCUUUAUUUUCAAUAUAUUUCCUCGAAAAAUAGGUUAACUUCAUUAAAAGAAUUAUUUAAACUGAACGUUGUUCUAAAACUUCCUUCCUGUUAUAACUAGUAUGAACUUAAAGCAUUUCUUUGCUCCUACUUAUGACUCAUUACCUAUUUUAAUUGUAUGAUUCAUUCGUUUGUUCGUUGAGACUACUGUUUGUUGUUGUUGAUAUUAUUAUUUUCUCCUACACUCCGAGUUAUUGCGCCAAAUACACGCUUUUGUUGCGCAUAUUAUUUUUUAUUUUGCAAAUGACGGAUGCUUUUUUAUGGUCCUGCUCCCUCCUUGUAAAGCUGACUUAUGCCUAUUUUUCUGGUUUGUUUAUUUAAUUUGGCUUUUUGUAUAUUUAUGAAACUAGUCAUUUCUUAUUCCCCGUUUAUACAUAUGCAUAAAAUGUCCUUUGGAUUAUAAUAUGCCUUCAUGUUUCAAUGUUUCUUUUUAUUUUAAUCAGUUUAUCUUAGGAAUACAAUUGGAAUUUCUUUGAGUGUUAUUUUCCAAAAUUAUUUGUAAUUAAAUAAUUACUUGGUGUGUUUAGAUAACACUUGUUGCUUUUCAUAAAUUGGUAUUUUAAGGUCUUACUUUA